Messenger RNA from Rhodofomes roseus, 2667 nucleotides. RefSeq lists its product as uncharacterized. The record is from RefSeq and is a predicted model, not a curated record. The coding region runs from base 1 to 2667 and encodes 888 amino acids. The transcript is spliced from 12 exons. NCBI's taxonomy places the organism in Eukaryota, Fungi, Basidiomycota, Agaricomycetes, Polyporales, Fomitopsidaceae.
AUGCCCAACGUACGCGUCGAACCGACCGCGGAAGCUCACAUCGCCCGCUACUACCGCUUGAUCGAAGUCAUCAAGGGUGAGGCCGCCGUAGAACCACGUCUCCUGCCCGUAUCUCGGGGCGAAUGGCUGUCGUGGGCCAACUGCCGCGGUCUCUUCGAGUCCUACUGCAAGGCGGUCACCGAUGAUCCGAACUCCGUCCCAUCGCCGUACUCCUUCAACGACGUCGUCGAGGUCAUGAACUACAUCGACGAGAUCUUCCAACGUUACAAGCUGCCUCACGACUCGCUGGGCGCACCCUAUCCGACCAUCGCCUGGUCCGAGGAGUCCGUCCUGCAUCGCGAGGCUAUUGACGAGCCUCUGGCUCCGGUCUCCUACCAACUCGACCCACUGUAUGUGCCGGAGUAUCGCCGCUUGCCCGACAACUUCAAUCACUUGGCUAACGCCGUCCACCGCCUGAGCGAGGACCAGCAGGAGAUUCGUAGGAUUCUCGGGUCGCUCUCUACGAGCGUCGCCGAACUGGGAGGGCGCGAGCGAGGCAUUAACGUCGGCGAGCCUGUUCGAGACGCAGCCGGUCGUAGGGGAGUCCAGAUGGGAGCGUAUCAACGUAUGACCCGAUCCGCUGCCUCGAAACAAGCAGAGAAUCCUGCAGGCCAGCGAAGCACAGCCUCGAAGGGUACUAAGGACAAGCAGAAAGUGGUAAAGGCGGCUGCAACAUCGUCCGCCGCAGCUAAGAAGAAAAGUCAGAAAGCUCAGGAGAAGCAGAGGGAGAAGGAGGAACGAACGGAUAAGAUACGCAAGAGAAAAUCAAAGAUGAUGGAGGAAGAUGAAGCAUCGCAUGAUGAAGAGGACGUAAGGCCCCAGAAGAAGAAGUCGCGCUCGCGCAACGACAACGCACAGGAGGAGGACGAGCCUGCCAAUGACACGGCGCAAGGCAACAAGGUAGCUGACGUGGUGAUGCAAGACCAGACGGCUGACAGCGAGGGCGAGCAGCCCAAGAAGCCACGGCCUAUGCCAAAGCGGAAGUACGGCCAACAUGCAGAACCUGCGCCUACGCUAGACGCGGACGAGGAGGACCUGGCACGAACAUUGGUGACGUUCACGAAGAAGCAGGACAAGGGUAAGAAUCGCGCCAACAACAACUCGGAUGACGAGCGUAGCAAAUCCCCGGCCGCCAGCGACGAUAGUCGCAAGAAUUCUGACAAGGCCAAGCGCACGGCUGCAGGCCCACAUGACAAACCAUCCGAUGACUCAGAUCAGGACGACAGCAGCAAGGAUGAUGAUCAAGAGGAAGGAGAGGCGUAUGAAGACGACAGAGAUGAGGAGGAUGAAGAGGAGACAGACCACGCAGAAGAGGGACAGAGCGACGACGAUGGGAUGAUCGUCUUGUCUGACUCCAGGCGCAAGGGCAAGGGUGCUCGUCCCAAGGCGUAUCGCACCGGUGGGGCCAAGGGCGCGCGCCUCAGGGUGUCAGACUUGCCAACAUGGCUUGUUCCACUUUUCCAUGCAGCACAAGAUGCGCUGCGCCUCCGCACCGCUCUGAAGUCCGCCUGGACGAAGGAGCCGUCAGUCGUCUCCAAGCGGCUGCCCAGCGUGGAUGAUCUCAUCAAGGCGAGCGUUCAAGAUGCAUAUGAGAAAGGCGACAAGAAGGUGCGGGAUUCCUGGAGGAUGUUGCAGGAUCGGAAGGGCAAGGACAACAGCCAGAGAGAGCGUCAUAGGCAGGACAUGCACAAACUGAUCGUGCGCGCGUUAUCUCAAACUCGAAACGAGCUCAAGGGGAAGGCGUCCCAGGUGAUCCAGAAGGCUUACGACCUGAGCCCUCACCUAUACUCUCUUGAUGACAGGAGGCCAAUUGCGUUGUGGCUGAUCGGCAAGGUCAGCGUGAAGAUGGGCGAUCGAACGGCUUUGCUUCCUCGUUUCAUCUUCGGGGAGAUAGAACACAACCUUGGGAAGGAACAGGGCUCGUCCGUGGAGAAGAGUGAAGCGCUGAUCAUGAAUUACAUCAUGAGCAAGUACAACCGCUUGCUACCUUUCAGGCACCCGGCAAUCCAAGAGCUGAUCUACCUGUACUGGGGGCCCGCCAAACGUGAGGGUGCGUGCAUCAAGGCGGCGAUGGUAGACUUCAAGAAGGUGCCUCUGAACCUCAUCGCACUAGUGUGCACCGCCAUAGAGGGAGCAUUGGCUGACGUCGCCGCGCAGGUGGAAGAAGACAACGAAGUGAACCUGAAAUUUGCGAACUCGGUCUACGCCAAGAAAUGGGACAGCCUGAUGAGUGCACUGGAGUACAUGAAUAACAAGCCGUACCUUCAGGAGACGCAGUCACUAAUCUGGUCGUAUAUAAGGUCGAAGAUGCAAGGGGACGAGGAUGGUGAUAUGGACGCUGUGGAGGAGAACCAGGAGGAGGAAGAAGACGGGGAACGUGUGGGCGGUGCGGCUAUCGACCUCGACCAGCUGAACGUCACCUUGCCAGCCGUGGCAUCAGGCAGCAAGGCAAAGACUCCUGCGGCGUCCAAGACUGCAGCUGGAUCAUCGAAGGAUGCAGCGAACGCAGAGAGUGGACCGUCACGUCCGUCGCGAUCGAAGUCCGGCGCGAAGAAGGCCCAGGAGAGUUCGGGGGAGCAAACUUCCAGCAGCGAGCGUGAGGUCGAUGAACUCGGCAAUGAGUGGUAA